UCUCGGCGCCGGCCGCCGCUGCUGCCACCGCCACCGCCGCCUGCUCGCGGGGACUCGGCCCUCGGCGCGCCGUCGCCCGCGGCCCGGGCACCAUGAACGGCAGCAGCGCCAACAUCACCUACGCCAGUCGCAAGCGGCGGAAGCCGGUGCAGAAAACUGUCAAGCCAAUUCCUGUUGAAGGAAUCAAGUCAAACCCUUCCAAGCGACAUAGAGACCGACUGAAUACAGAGUUGGACCGUUUGGCAAGCCUGUUGCCCUUUCCACAAGAUGUUAUUAAUAAGCUGGACAAGCUUUCAGUUCUUAGACUCAGUGUCAGUUACCUAAGAGCCAAAAGCUUCUUUGAUGUUGCAUUAAAAGCCCCUCCAGCAGAGAGAAGUGAAAUACAGGAUAACUGUAGAACAAAAUUCAGAGAAAGCCUGAACUUACAAGAAGGAGAAUUUCUGUUACAGGCCCUGAAUGGCUUUGUGUUGGUUGUCACUACAGAUGCCUUGGUUUUUUAUGCUUCUUCAACCAUACAAGAUUACCUGGGAUUUCAGCAAUCUGAUGUCAUACAUCAGAGUGUAUAUGAACUUAUCCAUACUGAAGAUCGAGCUGAAUUUCAACGUCAGCUCCACUGGGCAUUAAACCCCUCUCAGUCUACUGACUCUGGACAAAGAAUUGAUGAAGCUAAUGGUCUCCAACAGCCAUCAGUUUAUUAUAAUCCAGACCAGCUCCCUCCAGAAAAUUCAUCAUUUAUGGAGAGGUGCUUUGUAUGCCGUCUUAGAUGUCUGCUGGAUAAUUCAUCUGGUUUUCUGGCAAUGAAUUUCCAAGGAAGGUUAAAGUAUCUUCAUGGACAGAACAAGAAAGGGAAAGAUGGAUCAUUACUUCCAUCGCAGUUAGCUUUGUUUGCAAUAGCUACUCCACUUCAACCCCCAUCCAUAUUAGAAAUCAGAACCAAAAAUUUCAUCUUCAGGACCAAGCACAAAUUAGACUUCACACCUACUGGUUGUGAUGCCAAAGGAACAAUUGUUUUAGGCUAUACAGAAGCAGAGCUGUGCAUGAAAGGAUCAGGAUAUCAAUUUAUUCAUGCUGCCGAUAUGCUUUAUUGUGCUGAAUACCAUAUUCGGAUGAUUAAGACUGGAGAGAGUGGUAUGACAGUGUUCAGACUUCUUGCCAAAGGCAAUCGAUGGACCUGGGUUCAAUCUAACGCACGCUUAGUUUAUAAGAAUGGAAGACCGGACUAUAUAAUUGCAACUCAAAGACCUCUGACGGAAGAAGAAGGAGCAGAACAUUUACGAAAACGAAAUACAAAGCUACCUUUUAUGUUUACCACUGGAGAAGCAGUGUUGUAUGAAUUAGCCAGUCCUUUGCAUUCCAUGAUGGAUUCCUUACAAAAACAGACAAAAAAUGAUGCAAGUAAAGGUUCUUCUGCCAAAUUAAGUCUAAAUAUGGAUUCUGUUCAUCCCAGCUCUGUCCUUGGUGCCAUCACACAACAAGAUGAGUCUAUUUACCACUAUCCUACUGCAAGUAACAUAUCUUUUGAAAGAGAUUUUUUUAACAGAUCUAUAAAUGAUUGCAAUAACUUGCAAUGUAGUGUUGUACCACAAGAAAAUGAUAUCCUGAAGCCUGAACAAAUUGGUCAGCCUCAGGAAAUGAGCCCAGGUCUUUCAGAUAAUAAAAAUAGUGACUUAUAUAAUAUUAUGAAAUACCUGGGCGUUGACUUUGAAGAUAUCAAACAGAUGCAGCAGAAUGAAGAUUUUUUCAGAACUGACUUUGCUAGUGAAGAGGACUUCCGAGACAUUGACGUAGAUGACAUCCUGACUUAUGUUCAAGAUUCUCUAAAUAAGUCUGCCUUUGUGUGUUCAGGUUACCAACAACCCAUGGUUCCUAAGUCAGACUCCUGUAUGGUACAGGAGAAUCUCCAGUUAGAGCAGCAGCCACUACAGCAUCCUCAAAAGCACAGAGCUGUGGAGCAGCAGCAGUUAUGUCAAAAAAUGAAGCACAUGCAAGUUAAUGCUAUGUUUCCGAACUGGAACGCUACUCAGUCUGUGCCUUUGAGUUGUCCUCAACAAGAUCUCCAACAGUAUGUCUUUUCAGAUUUACCCGGGACCAACCAAGAGUUUCCCUACAAAUCUGAGAUUGAUACAAUGCCUUAUACGCAGAACUUUAUUCCCUGUGAUCAGUCUGUGUUACCAGAACAUUCCAAGGGUGCACAGCAGUUAGAUUUUCCCAUAGGGAAUUUUGAACCAUCCCUCUACCCUACAACUUCUCAUUUAGAAGAGUUUGUCUCAUGUUUACAAGUUCCUGAAAGCCAAACGCAAGAACUAAAUCUCCAGCCAGCCAUGGCAGCUCCUCAGACAUGCUAUGCUGGAGCGCUAUCAAUGUACCAGUGCCAGCCAGAACAUCAGCAUAGCUCCACGUCUCAGCUGCAGUACAAUCCAUCAGUGCCACCCCCGCAGGCAUUUUUAAAUAAGUUUCAGAAUGGAGGUGUUUUAAAUGAAACUUACCCAGCUGAAUUCAGGAGCAUAAACAACAUACAGCUUCAGCCCCUCCAUCAUCCCACAGAAGCCAGACCUUUCCCUGAUUUGGCAACCAGUGGAUUCCUCUAAGACUUAUGUUGACCUUGAUUUGCUCAAAAACUAUAAAUUUUGGACAUUUACAAUGUUAUUCCAAGCCAAAGUCUAGAAAAUAUUAAUCCCAUAUACUAUCAUUAUGAAAAUGUGUUCCCACACAUAAGCAAGGUAUAUGUUUGAUAUUACUCUGAGUUUCUUGACCCUCAAAAAAGAAACUAUUCUCAGUUUUAAUUCAAAUAAAAAUUUGGUAUUUCCCAAGUUUUGAACUUCUGAAUUUUUAGUGUACCAUAAUUACUGUUUUCUUGUCUUUUGAUCAUUUAUUUCAGAUUGUAAAGAAAGUGGUUUGGUGCUUUUUAAAAAAGUUAAUGCUUUCCUCCUUUAUUGUUAAUAUAAGUGCCUCACCUUUUUUUUUUUCAGACUUUACACUGUAGGAUGUACAUUUUAUAUAAAAUAUACCUUUUCUUUUUAAAAUUAAUAUUCUGUGCACUGUAUUUCAGUAAUUUUUUAUUAAUAUAACCAUGUUGUAACUGCACUACUCCUCCUACUUCAGGUAAAGGACAAAAACCGAUUUAAAAGAUAAUUAUUUAUUACACAAUCUAGUUGCUUCUAGAUUAAAUUUUGCUGUGUGCCUUAUAAGGAAAAGACCUGCAAGUAAAAUGUCUUUUGAAAUUAGUUCUUGGAAACAGCACUAACAUUUUCAGAAGAAAAGGAUAUACCACUAUAAUUGAACGUUGCAAUGUGAAAAAAUUGCUAUAAAUGCAACAGUGUUCAUAAACUUGCAGUGAAAUGAAACUUUUAUGCUCUUACUUAUUUUAAUAUGUAUAAAUAAAGUGUAUAAAUCCCUGUUUUAGAUCUAUUAUUCCUUAAGAAUUAUAUGUUGAUUUAUAAACUUCCACUUAAUACAGUGAAAGCUAUUUUUUUUCUCAUAUUUGAGGAGUGUUAAGAUUGAAUAUAGCAAUGUUUGGUGCAAAGUAUUAUGAGUGAAAUGAAUGGUGCAUUGUAUAAUAUAUAAUGAUUGAGUUAUCUGUAAAAAAAUUUUUUAAGAUGCCAAAGAAUGAAUUCAACUGAUUUUAAGUUGUUAUGAAGAAAAAAAAUCAUCUAGUUCUCUUAAAUGUUAUGUUAAUGAUAAAAAAUUAUCUUGUAUUGGGAGUUGAAGAGAUUAUAGCAGGUAGGGGUGCUUGCCAUAUACCCCAGUGGUGCAUAGCACCAGUGAUAAGCACUGAUACCGCCAGAAACCCUACCCCCACCCCCUGCCAAAUAAAAUAACCUGAACCAGUAAGACAAACACCACUCUGACAGUAUUGUUCUUGAGUGAUUUAAAAGUACUACCAUUUGCCGGUUUUUUUUUCCCAGUUAAAUGGGACGACCCAACUGCGUAAAUAUAAUUUGCAUGUAAUAUAUUACAAUUGCAUCUUAGUUUAGGAUUGCAUAAUGUUUUUAAGUGCAGUCCAAAUUUUAAAUUUAUAGACUCAUGUCUUUAAAAAAACUAAUUUAAAUUUGUCUAAGACAUUUCAUAAUUUGUUUUAACAUGAGGUAUCUCUAUAUAGAUUUAGACCAAUGGUCUAAAUUAAUGAUGCUCUUUAAACAUUAAAGCCUUUUUUGAAAAAUCUUUAUAUAGACCAUUUUAUUACUACUCUCCCGCUAUCAGAUGAAAUGUUUAGGCUUUCUAAAUGUGAUUAUGAUGACAAUCAUACACUUAUAAAAAAGCUAAAAUUAAGCAAUAUUGUAUUUUUAUCUAUAUAAAAUAUUAUCCAAUAAUAAAAUCAUAUUAAACCAAAUCAAUGUUUGUCUGUAUUGCUAAGUGCCAAAGAAAGAAUACUUGGUGCAUGGCUGGAAUCUUAGAUAUGUGCAAUUCUAAGUAUUUGGAUGUCUCUAACUUGAGCCCUUUGAUAGCAGGUUGUUCCUAACAGCACCUAGAGUCAUUCAGUAUUUAAACGUAUUAUGAAGUCUUUAUUCAUUAGUGUUUUCAGUAUUACUAAACUUCUGUUUUAAAUGUUUUCUUGGAUUUUCUUUAAAAUGUUACUCCUUCCAAAUACCAUACCUAGAGUCUUGUUUAAAAUAUAUUUAUACUCAUAAAAAUUGUAUGCAAUAUUACAUAUGGCAAUAAAAUAUCAGCAAGUCUGAAUAUUAUGUUUUAAUGUAAAUUCUUUAUGGUUCAUGUAAAGACAAUGAGUGUGUAAUUAUAGCUGAUCUAUUCUACUUAAAUAUGCAUUAAACCAAUAAUUCUGUAAUUU
Molecule: messenger RNA, 4786 nt
Organism: Sorex fumeus (smoky shrew)
Lineage: Eukaryota; Metazoa; Chordata; Mammalia; Eulipotyphla; Soricidae
Gene: AHR
Product: aryl hydrocarbon receptor
Exons: 11
Coding region: 93-2588 (831 amino acids)
Biological process (GO): regulation of transcription by RNA polymerase II
Cellular component (GO): nucleus; aryl hydrocarbon receptor complex
Molecular function (GO): transcription cis-regulatory region binding; nuclear receptor activity; protein dimerization activity
Source: RefSeq, a predicted model, not a curated record